Clarias gariepinus (North African catfish) is the source of this 3405-nucleotide messenger RNA. It is a transcript of the gene spire1b, whose product is annotated as spire-type actin nucleation factor 1b. Gene Ontology annotation, cellular component: cytoplasmic vesicle membrane; cell cortex. Gene Ontology annotation, biological process: intracellular transport; Golgi vesicle transport; polar body extrusion after meiotic divisions. Gene Ontology annotation, molecular function: actin binding. The transcript has 17 exons. NCBI's taxonomy places the organism in Eukaryota, Metazoa, Chordata, Actinopteri, Siluriformes, Clariidae. Bases 145 to 2343 code for a protein of 732 amino acids. The record is from RefSeq and is a predicted model, not a curated record.
UCAGGUAUCAGCAGGGAUCUGCGUGCUUCUCCAGCAGCUGUGUUUUUUUUUCGUUCUUUCUUUCUCGUUCUCACACACACUCUGGAUGGAUGGAUGGAUGGAUGGAUGGAUGGAUAAGUAAAACACGGAUACAAUGAGAGGAGGAUGUGUGAGAGGAGAGCGGACGCCACCUCGGAUCAGCUGAUGGAAGCCGGAUCUGCUGUGGCUCACGCCAUGGAGAAGGAGGAUGCGGAUGGAGAGGGAGAUGAUCUCUCGCUGGAGGAGAUCUUAACGCUGUACGACCAACCGAUCAAUGAGGAGCAGGCAUGGGCGGUGUGUUAUCAGUGCUGUCGGGAUUUAUCUGCCACGGGGCAGCCCAGGGUUGUCAAAGGACCAGGAGAUGUCAGGAUCCAUAAAGACGGCACUAUCAGCUUGCAAAGAGCUCCAGGGAAAGAGCACUCGGCGUCCGCUGCGGUUACGAAUGUAAUCGAGUCUCUGGGCAUCAUGAUCUACAAAGCUUUGGAUUAUGGCCUGAAGGAGCAUGAGGAGAGAGAACUCAGCCCACCGCUCGAGCAGCUCAUCGACCUCAUGACCAACACGGCCGAGCUGAACCCCGACCCCUGCCCUGACGAGGGCUACGAAGCUACCGAGGACGAGGAGGAAGAAGAGCUCAGCCAGAGCAGUGGGAUUCGCCGCUACCGGGACGUUCUUAAGCUGUGCACGAUGCACCUCCCGAGCCCGGCCGAUGCACCUGAUCACUACCGGGCCGUGUGUCGAGCGCUCUAUGCUGAAACCAUGGAACUGCGGACGUUUCUGGAGAAAAUCAGGAGUGCCAAAGAGAACCUGCGGAAGAUGGAAAGCAGCACGACUGUCGAUUCAGCCAGAGACCUGAAUGAGCUCCAGAACGCAGACUGGGCACGGUUCUGGGUGCAGGUGAUGAGGGACUUGAGGACCGGCGUGAAGCUGAAGAAAGUGCAGGAACGGCAGUAUAACCCUCUGCCCACUGAGUUUCAGCUCACACCCUACGAGAUGCUCAUGGACGACAUCCGCGCCAAACGCUACACACUGCGCAAAGUCAUGGUGAACGGAGACAUCCCUCCUCGGUUAAAGAAGAGUGCACAUGAGGUCAUCCUGGAGUUCAUCCGAUCUAGACCUCCCCUCAAUCCCGUGGCAGCACGUAAGCUGAAGCCUCAGGUGGAACGUCCUCCGAGCCUCCAUGAAAGGAUCCUGGAGGAGAUCAAAUCGGAGAGGAAGCUCCGGCCAGUGUCACCUGACCAGAUUCGGAGGAGCAGAUUCGUAAUUCGGCCACUUAGCAUGUCUCAGAGUUUUGACUCCUCAGAUGUCUCCGCCCCUGACGGAGCGAGGAAGGCAUGCAGCUCGCUCUCGUUAGCGGACGGCUCGGCGCUCCAGCAAAGCAGCACAAGCGGCUUCCAGAGGAAGAGACUCCACGCGCCCACUCUCGCCGAAAUGGGCAGCUCGGACUCAGACGAUGAAACGUUUGGUCAUAGGUCAGCCAGCACCUCCAGCAUUUCCACACCGAUGGUUGAGGAUACAUCACCGGAGUCUGUGAUUGGAAAGAAGACCCCGCCCAUGUUCCUGCCCAUCUCUUCCACACCGCAGCCAGAGAGGAAGCAGCCAGCACAGAGGAGACACUCGAUAGAGAAAGAAACCCCCACAAACGUCCGGCAGUUCGCCCCUCCGUGCAGACAAAGCUCCAGAUCCUUAGAGGAGUUCUGCUUCCCGGUUGAAUGUUUGGCCCUCACGGUGGAGGAGGUGAUGCACAUCCGGCAGGUCCUGGUCAAAGCUGAGCUGGAGAAGUUCCAGCAGUACAAAGAAAUCUACCACGCGUUAAAGAAAGGAAAGCUCUGCUUUUGUUGCCGAACAAAACGUUUCUCCUUCUUCACCUGGUCUUAUACCUGCCAGUUCUGCAAAAGACCUGUUUGUUCGCAGUGCUGUAAGAAGAUGCGCUUGCCCUCUAAGCCAUACAGCAGCUUACCCAUCUACUCUCUGGGACCAUCCGCUUCCACUCUGUCCCGGGAGAAAUCGGAGAAGACGAGCACAAGCCAGCGCAGGCCUAGCCUUCAGCGCACCAUGAGCAGACUGUCCAAGUCAUCACGUCAGUCCUCAGCAUCAUCCUCUCGCGAGGACACCGAGCUCCCCAAGGAGCUGACUGAAGACUGGAGCACCAUGGAGGUGUGCGUGGACUGCAAGAGGUUCAUCUCAGACAUCAUCUCGUCCAGCAAGCACAGCCUUUCCCUGGCCACCAAACGCAGCCGAAUGAAGCGCAAGACACACUCGUUCAUCGCAUCGUCAGCCACAGGAUCGGAGUACCGGCCCUCUGAGAGAACCAUUCAUGAGAUCUAAAACUGCAUUCACAGGAAAAAAAAAAUGGACUAGACCCGAAGUACUUGCUAAUUUGGAGUAACUGUUUGUCCUGGAGUUUGCUUGGUGGCCAUACAGUCUUUUUAAACACUUAGGACUUCCUUGUCCGAGAGAUUUGUUCAGGUGCGCAUACAAAUAGGCAUGUGUCGAUAAUCAGUUAAAUAAUAUCUCUACAUCCCUGUGAGCUCCUGAGAUAAAAGGCAACACAUUUAGAAAAGCAACAUCAGGACAGCUGUCUUACAAAGAUCUUACAAAGAGAGAAGAAAGCCAAUAGUACCAUAAUGUUCCCUGGAUGGGUUAAAAUAGUGGACAGAACUGUCACUUUGACUCAGGAAUACAUUACACAAAUGUUAAUUAAUAUUUUGACCAUAGACUACUUUCUACUGUAAUCACACACACAAAAAAAAAAUUUGUUUAAAUUUCUGGCCCCAAUGUUUACUCAAAGUACUCAUCCUGAUCAUGAGGCCCCAAAUGAAAGGGUGCCAAUACUGUACCAUUCUUAAGAAUGUAGAAACAAUGGCGCCAAAGCGUCGUCAAGUUCACACUACAAUAGACUUAUCGCUUAAUGAGGCGGUUGUUAUCCGUUCGGCGUAGAAAAUUAUGAGAGAAUAAAAUUGUAUGAAUGAUUUAGUCAGCUGCUUUUUUUGUUUUUUUAAUUUUUAUUUGUUUUUGGUGUUUAACACUGCUGCUAAGCAACUGGGAAACAUGGAUGCUAUGAAGAAUGGAGGCUGAGGUGAAGGAUUUAGCUUACUAGCUAGCAAGUAACCUGCAAGUCUUUCAUUGUAGAGAAUGUAAACAGGGAGAGAAUGCAAAAACCUGAUAAAGUUGUCAGGAAUAUCAACAUUUACCUCAGAUGUGUUGGUCAGUUACUAAAGAUAUGCUCCAUGCGGCUAAAAGUAAGGUCUAAAUACAGUUAGCGACAACUGCUAGCUGAGCUUCCCUAAGCGUUCUGCCAUUUUGAAAAAGGGAUGAAGCUAAGAGAAAAGUGCUUUGUUUUAAUUUUAACAAUGAUAAAAUUAAUAAAAAGUAGAAUUGUGAAGCAUU